AUGCUGGAAGCGUUCGUGUGUCCGAUCACGCAGGACGUCAUGGAGGACCCGGUGGUGACGGCCGACGGCCACACGUACGAGCGGUCGGCCAUCGCCCGCUGGCUGCGCGACCACGGAACGAGUCCCGUCACAAACUGCGUAUUGACAUCGUCCGUCCUGUCGCCCAACUAUGCGCUCAAGCGUGCCAUCGCCGAGUUUCGAGCUCACGAAGCACCACCCAGCGCACCGGAGCUACCCGAUGAGCCUCCAUGGCCCGCGCCCCCUAUGGGCUACUUUGUAUACCACGUCGCCGCGUCAACGUCCCUCUUUACAGCGCCGGCCCUUGACGCUCGCGUCGCAGCCUCUCACCACAUCAUUGCAGCCAACGAACUCGUCCUUAUCGCGCAGUGCGUCGAAGAGCCCGAGACGGGCACCAUCUUCUUGCAGCUCGCCGAUGCCAACGAAGCUCCUCUCCAGCACCAAUUCAUCCGCGAGACGGCGGAUAUGCGCCGCGUCCCUGUCCGCCAUGCGCGCGACGUGUAUAGUGCCACACAGUAUGCGCGCAUGUACCUUCGCCCGUCGACAAGGGGCGGCGCUGUCAACACGCAUGACGCUGCGUAUGAAGGCGACAUGGUCUCGGCCGAUCUCCACGUCGUCAACCCUACCUCGCAGCGCAGCUACGUCCGGCUCGAAGGAUCCACCACGUGGCUCCUCGCUGCGUCGCUGCAUCGCGUGGCGUACAGCGUUGAGAAGCUACUCUUUCGAGCGCCGUACGCAGUCGAUCUCUUUGCGAACGCGGAAGCGCGCAUCUCGCACGAGAAUCCGCUGGUCACGCUACCGAUUCAUGCGCUUGUGACCGCGUCGCGCAGCAUUCCAUUCACCGAUGGGUACGUGGUGCAAGUGACAUACGACGGUAUCACCGGGUGGGCAACGUUUGACGAAGAGGAUCGCCUCUGGUCAAGCCCACCGCGCCUCGCCGAGGGGCCGCCGGGGCGCCAGAUUCCCGUCGCAAUCGUGCAAGGGCGGUGGCACGUAGUCGUUAUGAACAAUAUCCUCGACGACGGGUCCAUCGACCAAGAGUUUCACGGCUCGCUGCCGGAAACGCUGGUCGAGCGGCUCAUGGACUGCAAGCGCCAGGGCCGGCUCAUCACGCACGCUGCGAUCGGGCCGUCGGGCGAGUGGUACCUCAGCACCGAGACACGAGAUGGUACGAAUGCAAGAGCGUACUGCAGCACGGAUGUCCCCGCGAUUCUCCAGGACCGUCUACCACCAAAAGCGACUGUUGUGUUUGGGCCCAACAAGGAAAUGCUCGCGCGUUUCGGAGACGCGGUGCUCUACGCUGGCGUUGCCGCAGCGAUCGCGACGCGGCUCGCAAGUGUCGAGACGAUCGAGGCCGUUGGUUUUUGCAGCAACGGCAGUCUCUUCCUCAAGAGCCCCGAGAGCCUCUAUUGCGGCGACGGUAUCACCGCCGGGUUCCGAGACAACGUGCUCUCGGCAUCGCUGGACCACGGACGCGGCGCCCUGUGCUCGGUGUCGGUGACGAGCCGCAAUCGGUUUGUGGCGAUCCACGAACACAAAUUUCGCGUCGGAGGAAGCAUCCCACCGACAUUGCGCGCGCAUUUGACAGCCUUCUACGCCCGCCACGUGCGCGUUCGGAACGAGCGGCGCCAGCUCGCCAUGCACACGUCCUUCGUGUGCCCAUUGACGCACCGCGUCAUGGUCGACCCGGUCGUCGCCGCCGAUGGCCGGUCGUACGAGCGGGCGGCGAUCGCCAAGUGGCUCGAGACGCACGAGGCAGCGCCCGGGGCCGAGACGCCGCUGCCGUCCAAGGCGCUGCUGCCCAAUCUCGCGCUGCGCGACGCGAUCCGCGAAGCUGCGGCCAAGGGCACCGAGCAGCUGCCGCAGGCCGGGUACUUUAUCUACCGCUGCUUGCGAUCCAUGCACGCGUGCGCGCUGCCGUCGUUUCUGCACCGCGGGAUGCUGCCGAACCGCCAGCCAUUUGUGAUGCCGGCCGACGACCUCGUCAUUGUGACGCGGCGCGAGCGCGGCGCCGGCUGCAACGACGUCUUCUUGCGCACCGAGGGCAACAUCUUCCUCUUCGAAUCCGAGUUUGGCGUGCCCACCGCGGUCCGCAUCGAGCCGCUGCGCGAGCUCCGCGUCUACCGCGCGCGCAAGGUCACGAGUCUGACGCUCCGGCCCGUCAAGUUUGCCCCGAUGCCGCAGACGCGCACGAUCCAGCCCGGAGAGAUCAUUUCAACCGACAUGUUUGUGCACGACGCCAACGGAUUUGGCUUUGCGCGCAGCGAGAGCUCGGGCAGCUGGGUCAGCACCAUGUUCCUGGACCUGGUCCCGCCGCCGCCGACGAAGCCGUCCUUUCGCGUACAGGCCGCGACGAUGCUCUUCAGCAAUUGCCUUGCGACAGACGCCCGUGUGAUCAGUAGCACCGUCAUACCCCAGGGGACCGUCGUCGUCGGACAGAUCGCUGUCCCAAUGUCGGCGACCAAGCUCGCGGUGCGCACGACCUACUCCGGUGUGACGGGCUGGUUUGAAGCCUCGACGUCGAUGGUCGUGACAGCCAGCAGCGACACCAACGCUACUGCGACCGACGCACCGCCAGCCAAAGUGCGACGGCUGGAUUCUGCCCAUGUUGCGCCGUCAUCGCAGCCUACGUCCCGACCCGUUGCAGCGCCGGGUGCGUUGGAUUCGAUUCUAAAAGAACUGCAAGGUCGGGGCAAGGCGGCUGCAACCUCUAAAUCAACCACGGCUCCGGCACAGCCGACGGCGGCACCGGCAGCAGCAGUAGCAGUACCAACGCCGGCAGAAACACGGGCAGCCACCCCGUCAGUGGCUCCAGCGACAACAGUUGCAACACCAGCAGCCACGCCCGUAACAAAGGCGACAACAGCUCCAGUCGCAGCACCGGCGGCGUCGUCGGUUGCUACACCAGCAGCAACACCGUCGGCAACACCGGUGGCAUCACCGGCGGCCGCGCUGACCGCAAAUCGAGUCUCGGCGACCGCGCAACCGAGGUCAAAUGGAGCUCGCGACACGACACCCGUGAAAACGACGGUCGCGACCCCGACCAAGGCACUCGAGGCCUCCCAUGCGACCUCUGCUCGAGCUCCGUCGAUGGCGCCAACAACGACCGCGACGCACUCGUUCCUGUCGCCGUCCAGUGUCCGCAACGCAUCGUCGCUGCUGUCGUCCGCGUCCCCUGCCCAGAGGCAACUCCAAGCCACCGCCAAACCGGCAUCGUCGCCGAGCACGACCAAAGCCGCGUCGGCUCCUCAAGCGCGCGCUGGUAUCUCUGGAACAAGCCUCACGGCCGCACCCGCGCCAACACCCGUGGGCAAGAUGCCUCGUGUAAAGAUGCCGACGCCGACGUGCACUCCGACGCCGGUGACGUCGACGUUGCCGCAAACAGGCUACUUUAUCUACCGCACGCUCGAUCGUGUUGUGCUCUCACGGACGCCGUCGACAAGCGAUCGCCUUUUGCUGCCGUCGGGUGCGCCCCGGAGGCUACCGCCCAACGAACUCGUCGUCGUGACGCAGCGCGUGCGGGGCGACGUCCACUCGCCCGUCUUUCUGGCGCUCGAGAGCGAUGCCACCGACCCGAUGUUCCUUCCCGAAGCCAUCGACGGCGUUGACGUCGCCGAGGUCGUCGUGCCAGCUAGCGACAUCGCCGUGUACGAGACCAUUGCACCGGCGCCCGUAACGCGACAUCCGAUGGCACCGACGCCGACGGACGCGCGUCUGCCGCCGGGCUGUCUCAUCUCGACCGACUUGCACGUUGACGACAUGACGGGCGGCGAGUACGUUCGCCUCGAGCACUCGAUGCACUGGGUGCCUCUGGCGUGUCUGCGGCACCUCAAGCACGUCCCUGGCCAGCAUUCCUUUGUGAUGGACGAUGCCACGCAGCUCGUUUCCAAUGCGUACAGUAGGCUCUCGGUGCCCAUUGCCGUCGUUCCCCGCGGAACGACCCUCGUCGGUCGCAUGGUCGUCGACCUACCGAGGGCGUCGCAGUGCCUCGUUCGCGCCGUGUACAAAGGGGCAACCGGCUGGCUCUUUGCGACGCGACCGGCAUCGUUGCUGGCGGCAGUUGCACCGGUCGCACCCAAGCAGCCACGAACGCCGGUCAAGCCCGACCCGUCGUCCGACUCGGACGUCGAGAUUGUGUCGCCGCCGACCACUCGCACCAAAGAAGAGCCAAGAGCACAAGUUGCACCGGCGGCUCUGCCAGUGCCGACGGCACCGGUUGCCGUCGCGCAGCCGCGCCAAGAGCCCCUCGUGUCGGUGUCCCAGCAGCGCCACAUCUGUGCUCCCGCGCCACGGCGGUCGAAAAAAACAGCUGCGUCCAAGGCCCGGCCGGUCCCACCGCCAAUCAAGGUCGUGCCGCCCGGACGGCAGCUCAAGGUCGUGCUGCGUGGCGGGUACUUCGCUGUGCUGCACACGCCAUUGAGUGGAUGCAGCACGAUCCUCGGCGAGUACUUGCCGCUCCCGUUGACCGAGCGCAUCCGUCAAGUGUGUUUUGUGGGCCACUGCAUCACGCACAUGGCACUCUCGCCCGACGACGCGUGGUACUUGAGUCUCCAGCGCAGCGCCGGCGCCGCCUACACCAUCGUGAGCCCGUCUGCGAACGACUAUGUCCGCCACCACGCCAAGCCCAAGAUGCACGCCGCCUUUGCGAACGGCCGCAUCGUGCUCGCCCCCGAAGCAGGACCAGCGCUCUCUCGGGGGUUUGCUGGCUCGUUCCUGCAGCGACGGCUCUCGUCGUCCAAGAAGGUGGACAUUCUGGCCAUGGACGACGACGGCAGCGUCUUCAUGCGAGAUGCGAUCGGGCACGUCGCCCACGGUCUCUCGCAAUUGAUGCUCAACACGAUUCUCGAGCCAUCGCCCGUCGGCGGCGGCGCCCUCGUUGAUGUCGUGCUCUCGAAAGACAAGUGGGUGCUGCUGUACGAACACACGUUUCGAGCAAGUCCUACUGUACCCAGCGUCGUCGUCAAUCUGCUCCAUAAAGCUUACGGCAUGCAAGGACACGACGAGUCGACGCUGGACCCUGCGACAACGGACGCGCCGGUGCCGGUGUCGUGUGCACCUACGACGGUUGCGCCCGUGCCACCGAGUGCUGCGGCGGCUGCUACCGAGGAGCAAGUGCCCACAGUGCCAAAGGAGCCCGACGCCGUCGCAUAUGUCAAGCCAGAGCCUACGCCGCACGCAUCGUCUGAAAUCACACGCGCAUCGGACGUCGAGCAAGAGGCAACCGCGGAGCCAGACCCUGCUGUGGCCGAUGAGACGGCUGCACGGCAUCCUGCGAGCCCGGCGCCGUCUCGACCCGCCCCACCGACCGUCGUUGGCGAGGAAGAAGCAACGCUUCGCGCGGACGCUGCAUCGACGCCGUCCAUCGCCGCCGACGACGCAUCGGACGAUGCUGUCAUUCUCAAGGCAGAAGUACUCCCUUCUUCACUGCCACCGCCCAGUCGUGUCAAGCAAGAACCCAGUGCAUUUGAGUUUGUUCCGUCGACGCCGUCGCCGCUACCGUCGCCCGCGCAGACAGAGAGAGCGAGCCCGCCACCGGUCAUGCAAGCCAGCCCGACGCCGCCACCAGCUUCCGCGCCGGUCCGUGGUCGGUUGCACGCAAGCCUUCUCGCUUCGUUUGAAGAAGACGACAUUGAUGUUUGGAGCAUUUCCUAG
Messenger RNA from Saprolegnia parasitica CBS 223.65, 5670 nucleotides. RefSeq lists its product as hypothetical. Lineage: Eukaryota; Oomycota; Saprolegniomycetes; Saprolegniales; Saprolegniaceae. Gene Ontology annotation, molecular function: ubiquitin-protein transferase activity. The transcript is spliced from 4 exons. Bases 1 to 5670 code for a protein of 1889 amino acids. The record is from RefSeq and is a predicted model, not a curated record. Gene Ontology annotation, biological process: protein ubiquitination.